AUGGUGACCACAGAACAAUUGGUAUACAUCAUUGUAAUGUGUGUGGCGGGGAUUGUGACUGUGACAGGAAAUGGCCUCCUUAUAUAUAUCAUGUGUAAACAACGUAGUCUUAGAAAUGUCAGUAAUUUCUAUAUGGCCUCUCUGUCCAUCGCCGACACGGGUGUCGGGUUAUUUGUGAUCGCUGCUAUCGUCGUCACCAUUAUGGAAAUUCCUGUACCGGUUGGUUGGUGUUAUUUUUCUCCUUAUUUUGAACUCUCGACCCUGUCUGCCGGAAUCUUUUCCUCCUUACUCAUCUCCUACGAUCGACACCUGGCCGUGUCUAAGGCGCUGUCCUAUCAUCCGACGAAACGUUCGGCUGUGACGUCAUUGGUGUUAGUUUGGGUUUCAGCAUUCGUCUAUAGUUCGCGUAUAUUUCUGCAGUACGAAGUGGCCAAGUUAUUGAGCAGUGGUUCUGUGUUAGCAGCCGUGGCAAAUGACAAUACUACGUCGAUCUUAACUGAAGACGACGAUGAUAAAAAGAACGGAUUUUGUAAUGUGUUGGCGGAGGAAGAUUACAAUGACUUGAUAUUUAGAUGUAUCGAUUUCGUCUUCCUGUUUAUAAUCCCUAUCACCUGUAUGGUGUAUUGGUAUAGGGGUAUUGUGAAGACCCUGUGGGCUGUUAACGUCACAACUACAGCUAUUAUAGCGAAGAAGAGAAGAGUCGUCAAAUUGCUCAUCAUCAAUGUGGUGGUCUUCUUCGCCUGCUGGAUACCUUUCUAUCUGGCAGACAUAAUCAACGACUCAAUCGCUGUACUGAUGAGUAACCAUGACGAUGAUUUCGAAGAAGACGCUAGCUCAGAGGUCGCCCGACUCUGUCUUAUCUUCUUUGCCGUAUCACAUAGUUAUUUAAACCCUAUCAUUUUUCUAUAUUUUCAUUCAGAAUUUAGAGUGAUACUGUUGUCACUGCUCUGCAAAUGCGUUUCUAAAAGGCGCAUGCGCGUUGAACAACAGACGGAAUACAGACUGAACACUAUUAGUUAA
Messenger RNA from Ylistrum balloti, 1020 nucleotides. Its product is annotated as tachykinin-like peptides receptor 99D. The transcript has a single exon. The record is from RefSeq and is a predicted model, not a curated record. Gene Ontology annotation, molecular function: peptide binding; G protein-coupled receptor activity. The coding region runs from base 1 to 1020 and encodes 339 amino acids. Lineage: Eukaryota; Metazoa; Mollusca; Bivalvia; Pectinida; Pectinidae. Gene Ontology annotation, biological process: G protein-coupled receptor signaling pathway. Gene Ontology annotation, cellular component: membrane.